Messenger RNA from Coccinella septempunctata (seven-spotted ladybird), 1891 nucleotides. Its product is annotated as venom carboxylesterase-6-like. Bases 113 to 1771 code for a protein of 552 amino acids. NCBI's taxonomy places the organism in Eukaryota, Metazoa, Arthropoda, Insecta, Coleoptera, Coccinellidae. The transcript has 11 exons. The record is from RefSeq and is a predicted model, not a curated record.
CAUCUCAUAUUAUAAAUGACUGCAAGAUAAGAUAACAAUUGUCUUGAGCGUUAACAAGAAAUUCCAAUGCAACGCAGAAAAUAAUUAGUACGGAAUUAUCCUUAGAGCUGACAUGAAUGAAUUCUAUCUCUCUGUUUUUUGUGUGGUGCUGACAUUUGCGACCAGUCAGUCAGCACCCCAAGUGAAAACGCCCCUGGGGAAAAUAGAGGGUUUCGUGGACGAGACUGCGAAUGGCAAAACGUUUUACAGCUUCGAAGGAAUCCCCUACGCCAGACCACCGGUGGGAAAAUACAGAUUCAGGGAAGCGGUACCGCCAAAACCAUGGGAGGGGGUAUGGAAGGCCAACACCAAGCACGAAUGCAUGCAAUACAACCACUUUCCACGCUUGGAAAGCGAUCCAGUAGACGGUACGGAAGACUGCCUCUACCUCAACGUCUACACCCCCAAGAUACACGAUAAUUUGGACGUUAUCGUAUUCAUCCACGGGGGGGCUUUCAUGUUUGGCGCUGGCUUCAGAUAUGCGCCUCACAUACUCCUUGACAAGAACGUGGUAUACGUAACCUUGAAUUACAGAUUGGGACCUUUAGGGUUUCUGAGCACCGAAGAUGACGCCUCGCCUGGGAACAACGGGCUCAAGGAUCAAAUCCUCGCCUUGAAAUGGAUCAAGGAGAACAUACAGUUCUUCGGAGGUAACCCCGAGUCCAUCACCAUCUCCGGCAUGUCUGCGGGAGGGGCCAGCGUCCACUUCCACACCUUAUCGCACAAAUCCAGAGGCUUAUUCAAAGCGGCCAUAUCUAUGAGCGGCUGCAUGCUGAACCCCUGGGUCCUGAUGGAGAACCCUCUGGAGAGGGCGGUGGAGCUGGGAUCCAUGGUCGGCUGCGACAGCAAGACCACGCAGUCUCUGGUGGACUGCCUGAGGAGGAGGCCAGCGAAACAGAUCGUCCAAGCCGUGGGGAAGUUUCAGCCGUGGAAGUACAACCCUUACUCCCCAUUUGGCGCGGUGGUAGAUGAAUGGUCGAGCGAUCCAGUGUUGCCGAAACAUCCGUUGCAACUGCUCAAGGAAGGCGACGUCUCUGAUCUUCCCUGGUUGAAUUCGCAUACGUCAGGAGAAGGACUGUAUCCUGGCGCAGAUUUCUAUCCUCGAGAAAAUCUGAAAUAUAUAGACGAGCACUGGGAUGAUAUAAUGCCUCACAUUCUCCACUACAACUUUACAGUCGAGAAGACCAACAGGAAAUACGUGAAUGGGAGGAUAAGGGAAGAGUACCUAGGUACCCAGCCUAUCACACAGAAGAACUUUAAUAAAUUGAUCGAUAUAAUCGGAGAUAGACUCUUCAAGGUAGACAUAGACAAAUGUAUCAGACAUCAUGCAGCUGCCAUAAAGUCUCCAGUUUACCAUUAUUUGUUCGAUUACAGAGGCCAACAUAGUUUUACCGAAUUGAGAAGUGGCACCACAGGGAACAUCGGCGUAUCUCAUGCUGACGAUACAGCUUACGUGUUGAAGACAGCUCUGGACACGCAGUCUACGGAAGAAGAUAGGACCAUAUCGAAAUUUUUGGUUGGUACAUUCCUCCAAUUUGCAAAAACCGGAAAAACUGGCGAAGACGUGGAGUGGCCUGAGGUAUCUAAAAAUCCAGCAGAUCCUUUGAAAUACAUAAGGAUAUCUUCUGCGUUGUCUCUAGAAGAAACUGAGGAACUGGGAAAUAGGAAAUUCUGGGAUUCCCUACCUUUCGAGGAAAACGAGAAAUUGCUGAAUGUUAGAGAUGAACUCUAGUAUUGCGAUCGAGUGAAUUACACAAGAAUAAAGAGUAGAAUUGGUGUUGGUAUCAUUGGUAAUCGGUGGCAUCAAAUGUACUAGUUUUCUUUUUAUUUUUCGAAUAAAAUGUUGUUGAUA